Spodoptera exigua (beet armyworm) is the source of this 3394-nucleotide messenger RNA. The record is from the annotation of a GenBank genome assembly. Lineage: Eukaryota; Metazoa; Arthropoda; Insecta; Lepidoptera; Noctuidae.
GUCGAGAAUCGCGCGCGAAAGAGCACACACGCGUUGACGUGACGCCAUUAAAAAACACGACCAUAGUGCAUUCCCGCCAUUUAUCCUGUGAACUGUCAAACAGUGUUAUUUUCCCGUAGAACAAUUUGUGUUGUUUUUUUAAUUUAGUGUUUUUAUAAACAAAGCAGCAAAGACGCUCUCCAUUGUCACCGAAAAAAACCAAACUGUCAAACACAACACAACAAAUUUGACCUAAACAAAACAACCUAAAAAUCUUAGUGUUCGUGUAAGAAAAAACUUUUAUCAAAAAGAAAUGUUAAAAUAAUUUCAAAAUGGACAAAAUUGUUAAGAGUGUUAAAUCCUGGCGUCAUCCUAGGCCUGCUGAGGAGUUGUCCAGAAGCCAGUAUUCGCUGGUGUCCACUGACCUUACCGAUGGAGCUGUUCAGUUGUGGUUGGGUCUUCCAGAUGAAGUCAAAUAUGAUCCGGCCUUAGAACAGUUCCGGCAACAUUACGAAAAGGAGCAUGGUAGCAAUGGGGUGCCUCGUAAAACCAAAAAUGGCUCCACGAAACGGCUUCCCCUGGUCAACUCAGCGCCCCAUCUCAAUAACAACCUACAAAUACCAAGGGAAGAGGUCAUGUUCAUCAACAGCAAUAAUAAUAAGUGUCCUUCUAUUGAUGAGAAGAAGGAAAAAAUACUUGAAGAAGUUCCUGAGCCAAAGAAACCUUCGAAGGCCGCUCAAGCUGGACACUUGGUGAAGAUGACGUUACUGGUAGCCUGCUGGAUGUUCUUUACUAUCGCCUUCUUGAUGUACAACGAGAAGGAAGAAGUUACCAGGCACUCUUCUGUAGCGCCUGGAGAAAUUAAGAGUUAUCCCCUACAUUCGACAAAAGAUAUUCUAUCAGUAUAUCUAAAGCUUACUGGCCCAUUUUUGUCUGAACAAAGUGAGAAGAGACUAAACUCCAGUGAAAUGAUGACCACGGGUAAAUUGGACGUUUGGGUGGAGAGCGUUCCAACUCCUCUAAAUAACGACGUUAAUCGGUCACCUCGCUGGUCAAUAAUUUUGGACCCAGAAGAUGAAAUUGAUUUCACGGAAGGUGAAACAAGGACAACGGUUCUCAAAAUGGACACAAGCUCAGGAGACAACGCGACUCAUUUCUUGAAAAUGAGAACCAAUGUUCAAACGACGACCCCCUUCGCCCUCAGUUACACCAUGGACCCCCUGGAUAUCUCUACUGGGGUCAUUUAUGCGUGUAUGCUGUUGGGAGCCCUGUAUGUGCUCAUCAUUUUUGAGAUCAUAAACAGGACAAUGGCAGCAGUUCUGAUCUCCACUACAGCAUUAGCAGUAUUAUCCAUAGCUGGCGAGAGACCAACACUACCUGAGCUGAUCUCCUGGCUGGAUGUGGAGACGCUACUCCUACUCUUCAGUAUGAUGCUGCUGGUGUCUAUUAUGGCUGAAACUGGACUGUUCGACUUUUUGGCAGUUUUCACUUUUGAGGUAACGAAAGGCAAGAUUUGGCCGUUAAUAACUCUGUUGAGUGCCAUCACGGCUAUCAUAUCGACAGUUUUGGACAACGUGACAACAGUACUGCUUAUGACACCAGUUACAAUAAGAUUAUGUGAAGUAAUGGAUCUGGACCCCAUACCAGUAUUGAUGUCAAUGGUGAUAUUCAGUAAUAUUGGUGGCACUGUCACCCCAGUCGGUGACCCCCCAAAUGUCAUCAUCGCAUCCAACAAAGCUGUUGUCCAAUCUGGUAUUAACUUCACCAACUUCACGCUGCACAUGACCUUUGGUAUCCUGCUGGUCUGCGUGCAGACAUACUUCCAAUUCAGGUUCAUCUAUAGAGACACUGAUAAGCUGAGGUUGAAUGAGCCACGGGAUAUACAAGAUCUCCGCCAUCAGAUUUCAAUUUGGAGGCGAGCAGCCGAUUCCCUUCCUCAUCUAAGCAGAGAUGAGCUGGUGGUUAGAGAACGGCUGGACCGCAAGGUCCGAAAGCUGACAGUCAAGCUGGAUGCUUUGGUCAAAGAGACAAGGAUCAGAGCCUGUCCGAAGGAGUGCUUCGAGACUAUGCUGGCUGAUAUGAAGGAUAAGUACAAGAUCCGAGACAAAGUGUUACUGAUUAAGUGUUCAGUGACCAUUGCAUUCGUGGUCACCGUAUUCUUCCUACACUCGCUGCCUGAAUUCAACCGAGUGUCCCUGGGCUGGACGGCUCUGCUGGGCGCCCUGCUGCUGCUGACGCUUGCAGACCGCGAGGAUCUGGAGCCAGUGCUGCACAGGAUCGAGUGGUCCACACUGCUCUUCUUUGCCGCACUCUUCGUGCUUAUGGAGGCCUUGUCCAAGUUGGGUCUCAUUGAAUACAUUGGAGGGUUGACAGAGAGCCUCAUCCUAAAAGUGGAGGGGAAUGCAAGGCUGGCAGUAGCCAUUCUACUCAUGUUGUGGGUCUCCGGAGUGACUUCAGCCUUCGUGGACAAUAUACCACUGACCACUAUGAUGGUUCGAGUGGUAACUUCACUGGGUAACAAUCCUACCCUGAACCUGCCCAUGGCACCGUUAAUCUGGGCGCUAUCUUUUGGAGCCUGUUUAGGAGGUAACGGAACUUUAAUUGGCGCAAGCGCAAACGUCGUAUGCGCGGGAGUGGCUGAACAACAUGGUUACAAGUUCAGUUUCCUUCAAUUCUUCAAAAUAGGUUUUCCUAUAAUGAUUGGCCAUUUAAUUGUGGCUUCAGGAUAUCUUAUGUUAUGUCACUGUGUUUUCCAAUGGCAUUAGAAAAGGACAGAAGUAUUUUGGAAAGAGAUGCCAAUACGUCUAAGUAUUUUCGAGUAUGUUUGGUUUGUAAAAAAAUAUUUAUCGUCUUGUUGUGAACUUUUUGAACGUAUGUUUAGAAGUUUUGUGAUUUAAGUAUAUUUUUUAUGUACUUAUUUGUAUAUACAGCGCUUUUUUUAACUGUUAGCUCUCAUUCAGAUUAGCUUGGCUGGUAUAUUAAAAAAUUGCGUUACAUGUAGCUCUCCGCCUAGCCCAGGUUUUGAUCUAUUUAUACGCCAUAAUUAUUUUAUCAAAAUUCGUUCAGUAGUUUUCGCUUUAAUGAGUAACAAACAUUCAUUUUUGCAAAUAAAAAGUCAGAUAGGUACAUGUUUUUUAGGAGAUUUUGGGAGAAAAAAAAUGUUUGGUUAUAUAAUAUAUACAUUUUUUCUUUUUAUGAUACUUAGUUUUCUGUAGUUGUCUAAUAGCUUAUGUAGCAGUUUAUUUAAAGAAAAGCUAAUUAAUUGUGGACUGUGAAUUAGUAAAAAAAUAUUGUUUAUUUUAAUGUGAUCCGUCCGAAGAUUUUUUGAAAUAUAUUUUUAAUACUUACUAGUUGCAGAUGGCAUUAUUAUAAAACUGUAUAAUUAAAACUAAAAAAAAAAAACGCAAAGCUGUGG